UGUCAGCUGCCCUGGGAGUCCCGCCAGGGUGUGAAGCAAGGCCUUUCCUGCUGCUCCGCUCCAGCAUAUAAAGGCGGCCUGGCCAGCCGCGAGCUCCUAGACGUCCCUGUGUGCCCCGCCCGCCAUGUCCAGCCCCUGUGCCCUGCUCACUUGGACCCUUCUCACCCUCCUGGGACUCGGGGCGACUCGAGAAGACUUCACCCCAUGCGGCCCCAUCGUGCCCCGGAGAGAGUGGGGGGCCCUGCCAUCCAGGUGCGAACAGCGCCUGGACCUGCCCGUGCGCUACGUGGUGGUGUCACACACGGCGGCCAUCCCCUGUGACACGCCGGCCUCGUGCAUGAGGCAGGUCCAGAACGUGCAGCAUUACCACGCCCGGACCCGGGGCUGGUGCGACGUGGCCUACAACUUCCUGAUCGGAGAAGACGGGCUUGUGUAUGAGGGCCGGGGCUGGGACACUCAGGGCGCCCACUCAGGUCCCACCUGGAACCCCAAGUCCAUCGGCAUCAGCUUCAUGGGUAACUACAUGGAUCGGGCACCCCCGCAACGAGCCCUCAGGGCAGCCCAGAGUCUGCUGGCUUGUGGUGUGGCUCGGGGCGCCCUGAGGACCAACUAUGAGGUCAAAGGACACCGGGACGUGCGGGACACAGACUCUCCAGGUGACCGGCUCUAUGAUAUCAUCCGGACUUGGCCACACUACCGAUACUGAGGCCCUGCCUGCCCACUCCAGUCAGAAACCCCCUGCCUCCCCCUCCAAUAAAGAUGCACUCACUGUGACCCUG
Messenger RNA from Equus caballus (horse), 779 nucleotides. Its product is annotated as peptidoglycan recognition protein 1. Lineage: Eukaryota; Metazoa; Chordata; Mammalia; Perissodactyla; Equidae. Gene Ontology annotation, molecular function: N-acetylmuramoyl-L-alanine amidase activity; peptidoglycan immune receptor activity; zinc ion binding. The record is from RefSeq and is a predicted model, not a curated record. Gene Ontology annotation, biological process: defense response to Gram-positive bacterium; peptidoglycan catabolic process; innate immune response.